This is a messenger RNA of Procambarus clarkii (red swamp crayfish), 3190 nucleotides long. The record is from RefSeq and is a predicted model, not a curated record. Lineage: Eukaryota; Metazoa; Arthropoda; Malacostraca; Decapoda; Cambaridae.
CGUAUCAACUGACAAACGAAUACUCCUCUGAACACACAUCCUUUCCCAGCCAGCACGCUACACCAGUCACCAGUGGUGAGUUGGGCAGAGAGGCGUACGUUCGGACUCUGUACGGCUCUGCUGCACUAUUAUCAUACAUCACAAUGGACACUGCAGUGAUUGGCCAUCACCCAAAAUGUUUCAAAGUCGACAAACGUUGUUACUGUACAAGCAGCCAGCCUCUUCUGCUACCUCCCAUGGAAGGUCACCAGAGUUUACCCUCGCAGAUGUUAGGCCACCAUCCUGAGUGCUACGGUGCUGAAUUCGGGUGCCGCUGCCGCAAUAAGGCGCCGCUACAGCUGCCACCUGAAGCUCCCAUAGGUUCUGACAAGCUGUCUGUGGAGCAAGUGAAAAGUUUAUAUGGUCUGCUGCCGAGGGCAGCGUCUGUGCCUAGUGCGGCAGCUCAGCAAGGCGUUAACGUCAACGGAAUGGUUCCCGGCCCACGUCCUGUUCAGGGCGUUCAACAUGGUCAACCUCCUCACAGUGUUCAACAGGGUCAGCUACCUUACAGUGUUCAACGUGGUCAGCCACUUCACAGUGUUCAACACGGUCAGCCACCUCACAGUGUUCAACCUGGUCAGCCACCUCACAGUGUUCAACACGGUCAGCCACCUCACAGUGUUCAACAGGGUCAGCCACCUCACAGUGUUCAACACGGUCAGCCACCUCACAGUGUUCAACAGGGUCAGCCACCUCACAGUGUUCAACACGGUCAGCCACCUCACAGUGUUCAACAGGGUCAGCCACCUCACAGUGUUCAACGUGGUCAGCCACCUCAUAGUGUUCAACAUGGUCAGCCACCUCACAGUGUUCAACAUGGUCAGCCUGGUCAGCACAGUGUUCAACACGGUCAGCCACCUCACAGUGUUCAACAUGGUCAGCCACCUCAUAGUGUUCAACAUGGUCAGCCACCUCACAGUGUUCAACACGGUCAGCCACCUCACAGUGUUCAACAUGGUCAGCCUCCUCACAGUGUUCAACAUGGUCAGCCAAUUCACAGUGUUCAACAUGGUCAGCCAUCUCACAGUGUUCAACAUGGUCAGCCUCCUCACAGUGUUCAACAUGGUCAGCCUCCUCACAGUGUUCAACGUGGUCAGCCACCUCACAGUGUUCAACAUGGUCAGCCAAUUCACAGUGUUCAAUAUGGUCAGCCACCUCACAGAUUUCAGCCUGGUCAGCACAGUGUUCAACAGGGUCAGCCACCUCACAGUGUUCAACAUGGUCAACCACCUCACAGAGUUCAGCCUAGUCAGCCACCUCACAGUGUUCAACAUGAUCAGCCACCUCAUAGUGUUCAACACGGUCAGCCACCUCACAUUGUUCAACCCGGUCAGCCACUUCACAAUGUUCAACAUGGUCAGCCUCCUCACAGUGUUCAACCUGGUCAGUCGCCUCACAGUGUUCAACAUAGUCAGCCUCCUCACAGUGUUCAACCUGGUCAGCCUCCUCACAGUGUUCAACCUGGUCAGCCUCCUCACAGUGUUCAACGUGGUCAGCCACCUCACAGUGUUGCGUGCAGGCCCACUAUGCAGACUGUGCUUACGAGGCAACCUGCGCAAAAUGUUCUCAGCAGUCCACCCGUGCAGAAUAUUCGUUUAAGUCAAUCUGCACAAAGUAUUUCCAGCAGACCACCUAUACAGAAUGUGAUCUUCAGACCACCUGUGCAGAAUAUUCCAUACAGACCAACCAUACAGAAUGUGCCCUCCAGACCAUACGUGCAGAAUGAGUAUUCCGGGCCACACAUGCAGAAUAUCCAUUCUAGACUAUCCACGCAGACUCCCUUAAGUCAGUCUGCACAGCAUGUUUCCACCAGACAAUCUAUAGUGAACGCUCCUCAAAGUCAGUUCCAACGAAACAUCCUCCACAGUCAGACUAAGCAACAGGUCUUUGAUGUGAAGCCUGAACAUCGCAGGCUGCUUGACCAAGCAGCACAACAGACAUAUUACAGCUACGAAGCCCAACACGAAGCUUACAAACAACUUGUAAGACAAUAUACUCAAGAUAAAGGAAGACUAAGUGGGGCCCGUAUCAGAGGGUAGGUUUGAAGCAGUAGGGGGAGAACAGUAACCCUUAAACUAGGUAAACGUCUCCAGCUAAACAGGAUUGUACAUUAUAGCCUAAAUUUCAGUGUUAAUAUCGAUAUAACUAAGCCCAAGUUCAUUCUUAUCAUAGAUAUUUCUAUCAUCAUCUGCAAUAAUAAUAAUGUAUUCAAUAAAAAAAGUACAUAGUUUAGAAACAUUAUGAAUUAGGUUUUGUAGAGCAUUAUGAUGUUGAAUUUACCAGGAAGUUCCUUGUACGUAACAUAAUACGAAAAUAUAUAUAUAUAUAUAUAUAUAUAUAUAUAUAUAUAUAUAUAUAUAUAUAUAUAUAUAUAUAUAUAUAUAUAUAUAUAUAUAUAUAUUGUUUAAUGUAUAUAUGGUGUAUUGGAAUAGUUUAGUUUCAGGAGCAUAAUUAUUGUGUUAAUAUAUGUUAAGACUAACACUAAUAGUUAUGAAGUAACAAAUAAUACUGCAACAGCAAAAGCAUGAUAGCCUCAUACAACAUCAGUUAGGCAGCAACAGGAAUGAAGGGAGAAAUUACUCUGUCAUACCAAGGAUAUUCACAAUGACAAAGAUAAAGGUGUUUCUUAUGCUCAAUUAUAUGCAGAAACAGAACAAUUAGACGUGAGGACAGAGCGUACUAAAUUAGACUCAUACAAUUAAAAGUUAAUUGAUAUACACCUACUAUAUAGUCAUAAUGGUUUAGCACGUUCUCCUCAUAUAAUUACCUGACCUUGAUAUUAACUUAAUUAUUAGUUAAGUGCUUAUUAUAAGGUAUAACAGGUACGCCAGUCUUUCAUAAGGUAUGGAAGACCUUAUGCAAUGCACGUGUGCCAAAUCUCUAUGCAUAACGCCAGGGUUGAAUACAUUAAUGUUCACAACUGUUUAUAUUAUGUUAUCUUAAUAACCCCUAACGUGUGUUUUAUAAUAUUUGUAUUCAUAUAGGGCUAUAUAUAUACUUAUGUUUAGUAUACCUUCAUAAUACUCUUCAUUCAAGUGUCAUUUCCAAGGUAAAUGCUUAUUUAUAACACAUAGGAAUUGUAUAUAAUAUUUACCUUGCUGCUUAUAUGAACUCCGAAGAAUAAAUAAAUGUUCUCGUAAGCAACACAAAC